AUGAAUAUGAAGAUGUUGAAUACGUUGUUGGCAAAAGACCACUUAUCGCUGGAAGAUGAAGAUAUGAAACAGGAUCGCAUAAUCGUCAUUGAAGAUAGGUGCGAACUCCAGCCAUCGCCUCCGCAUAAUCUCUCUUUUUCUCUUACGUCCAAGGACGAGAAAAUGUCUGUGGAUAAGGGAAAAGUGAGCUCGGCUGCAGAAGAAGAUCAUGAGGCGAUAUCCAUUAUACUCAAUCAGCCUCUCGCUACUAGAUUUCUUGAUGAUCCUAUCAUUAACGGCUUGUGUGAUCGUUUGGCUGAACAUCAACCGCUUGUUAAGACGGCACAACAGCUUUUGAAGGCACUCCGAGGUUCUAAAGUACUUGAGGAUGGCAAUCUCAAUGAUGACGCCCUAAAACAUUUUGCACUUCUGCUGAAAACAUGGCGUUGUAAACAUUUCAGAUCGGGGAUAAAUGAAAUAAUUCACCAAUCGGAAUGUGUUCUGCCCGCCGUUAUAGAAGAACUUUCCGAUGGAGUAACCUCUGAAAAAAUUGAAGAACGGAUGUGUCGUAUCAAAGGAGAUCAGAACUUGGGACAUAUUCUGGAGGUUGCAAACCCUCCUGCUACAAUGAUAAGGGGACUCUUGAUUGUUGUAAUUGGGUAUUGGAGUUAUAAAAAGUUGCCUGUUGAAGAAAUGUGUGACAUUUUAGAAGAUGAUGAAUGUGAUGUCGUAGAAGAUAAAGUUGACAAUGUCGGUGGUGAUGUAUUGGACGAGAGACUUAUGUUGGAAAGAGAGGAACAUAAUGAGUGGUUGAUGAAGUACGGCAGUCCUGUUCAGAAACUAGACGAAGAACCAGCCAUUGAAGAGUUGGCCGAUGACUUAGAGAAAGAUCCGCGCCUUUCUGAAAAGCUCAACAAUCACACAAAGUCCUGGAGGAUUCCCACUCUGUUCAUCUGCUUUUUGAGAGAAUUAAGAGGGACACUGAAGCUCGUUGUUUUGUAUCCGAAUCAGGCCAACGAGUAA
Molecule: messenger RNA, 1002 nt
Organism: Striga hermonthica
Lineage: Eukaryota; Viridiplantae; Streptophyta; Magnoliopsida; Lamiales; Orobanchaceae
Source: the annotation of a GenBank genome assembly